AUGCCCGCAAUCCCAAACGUCUUUCCAGCUGACAUGUUAGCCGCCGCCGCCGCACUUGAGGACGAAGCCGCUGGUGGUACGGUUGUAGAGCUAGGUGGAGCUGGUGCUGGCGCACCAGCUGUUGGGACAGUGGUAUUGCCGUUUGGAGCUGGAGCUGGAGCGCCGCCUGUUGCGAGGGGAAUCUCAAUGGUGGUGGAAGUUGAAGCAGCUGGUGGAGAAGAGAUAGGGGCAAGUACAGAGGUUGAUACCGGUGGUGUGAGUGGUGCGGUAAGACCGAGGAGGGUAGAAGAGGAAACGAGUCCAGCCAUUUUGAGAUUGGAGAUGAUUUGA
Glarea lozoyensis ATCC 20868 is the source of this 330-nucleotide messenger RNA. RefSeq lists its product as uncharacterized. Bases 1 to 330 code for a protein of 109 amino acids. The record is from RefSeq and is a predicted model, not a curated record. The transcript has a single exon. NCBI's taxonomy places the organism in Eukaryota, Fungi, Ascomycota, Leotiomycetes, Helotiales, Helotiaceae.